Messenger RNA from Mercenaria mercenaria, 4188 nucleotides. RefSeq names its product cadherin-23-like. The record is from RefSeq and is a predicted model, not a curated record. Bases 169 to 3183 code for a protein of 1004 amino acids. The transcript has 20 exons. Gene Ontology annotation, molecular function: calcium ion binding. Gene Ontology annotation, biological process: homophilic cell-cell adhesion. NCBI's taxonomy places the organism in Eukaryota, Metazoa, Mollusca, Bivalvia, Venerida, Veneridae. Gene Ontology annotation, cellular component: membrane.
CUAAUUUUGUUUUAAUUAAAGGAGAAUCGACACAUAAGCCAUCCUCAGUCGACGUUUAGAAUACAUAGAGGACAUCGAGGAUAUUCAUUUGUUUCAGUGUAAGAUAAAAAUAUCUUUCACGAUUGAACACCAGUUUUUGUUGCGUGGAGUCCUCAAUACAGCCAGAAGAUGUUGAUUAUUGCCAACUCAUCUUUAGCCUGCCUACUAUGGAUUAUACUUAUUGUCUUCGAUCAUGCAUGGGCUCGUCACCCAGAGAAACCUCAUAAAUACACCGAGUUUAUUGGACCCAAUCCUCUGAGAAUAGUAGUGUCUGAAAGAGCAGCCGUCAACAGUACAGUCACAAACACCAAUAACCGGAUCACAGCUCAAGACGGCGACCUCAUGGAUUCCCAGAUUACAUUUGAGCUGAUUUUACUCACGGGUGACGUGCUGGGAGCUCACUAUUUUGGUAUCAGUAGAUUUGACAGCAACUCCGUGGAUAUUUUCAUCAGGAACAAUUUGAUGGAGGGUUAUAGGAAUAUAGACACUUAUCAGCUUGUAAUAGCGGCGUACGAUGCUUUAAAACCUCUUAACAAGGCGUAUAAAGCUGUGCUCAUCACAAUUAAACGUAAUGAAGGUGGCCCGAAAUGGACGCUUUUUCAUGAUAACUUAACCAUACGGGAAGAUUUGCAAAAAUAUGGCAGCGUAACAGAAGUAAAUGCUGCAGAUACACUAGAUAAAGACAAUAUAACGUACAGCAUUCUUGACGAAAAAGCGACAACAGCUAACGUCUCCAGCUCAUCAGACUACUUCUCCAUAGAUGCUCUGACAGGAAUUAUCAAAUUAAAGAAAUCUAUCUUUAGAACAGAAAUUUAUUCAUUUGAGCUCACUCUUCAAGCAUGUGAUAGUGGUACACCGCAAAGAUGCACUGAACGAGUAAUGGCAAUAAAUGUGUCGAAAGAUUUUCCACCUCAAUUUAGUACCGAUCCAUUUUUCGUGAUGCACGAGAAUGAACCUGUCGGAUACAACAUUGGAAAAUUUGUCUCUACUGAUACUCAGCCAGAUGGUCCUACAGUUUAUGAACUUAUCAACCCCCCACCGUUCUUUGAAGUGAAUAGAAGUUCUGGGCUACUGAGACUGAAAGAAUAUCUCCGAAACGAAUUCGAUUUAGAGUACAGAUUCAAAGUGCGUGCGUAUGAUACAGAACAUCCGUUGUAUGUUACAACGGCCAAUGUUACUGUCUUUGUGAUUAAAAAUCCAAACGGCCCUAGGUUUGGACAAGUUAUAUACUCUGAAUCUGUACAUGAAACAUUCAAAGUUGGCAAAACACUGAUUGAUGUGACGGCUACAGAUACAGAUGGGGAUACCUUGGUGUACUCGCUUGCAGGUGAUCCUAACGAUAUAUCUUACCUAUGCAUCGACCCUACAACUGGUGUCAUCAAACUAACAAAAUCUCUCAUCAAUCCACCAAAAACACAAAUCGAGUUUUUCGUUGUGGCACGUGACCAGAGAUGUGUUAAUGAAAAGAACGCUACAGCCAGUGUUAUUGUUAAUGUUCACGUUGAUGCCGCUCCGACAUUCGUCAGUCCGACAACUGUUCCUCCCCUCAAGGACAGUGCUAAGUCUGGAUAUAUAGUUCACACUGUUAAAGCUAACGACACUGAUCUAAGAGGUAACAUGACUUAUAAACUUAUCGGUGAUCCUCCGGCACCAUAUAUGUUUAAUGUGGACCCAAGAACUGGCGCAAUAACUUUGUUACGUGACAUCAGAGGCAGUAGACUCGACAGAUUUGAAUCUUACUUGCUCGAGAUUGUCGCCUAUGACAGUUUAUAUCCAGACAAAAAGGCUACACAGUCGCUGACUGUUAACGUUACCAUGAGUCCACGUGCUCCAGCGCAUAAUAAACCAAGCGCUCAAUACCGUUCUGUUACGAACGAUUCCGUCCUGUCAGGAACACUUCUCGGCAAUGUUAAAACCACAGGCAACGAUGGUAAUACAUACUCGCUUAUAGGUGAUCCUAACAGUAUGGCAUAUUUCUACACUGAUCCAGACACUGGUGCUCUCAGGCACGCAAAGUCUCUCAGCAAUCCACCAAAUACAAAAUUGACAGUAGUAAUGACAGUACACACGGUAAAAGAUAAUACCCCACCCCAGUUUGUUUCUGAUUCAUUCGUUUUCUACAUGCUUGAGACUGAAAGGGCUGGAUACAUCAUCGGAAACAUUGACCUAACUGAUAAUCAUACCCACGGUUCAACUGAGUAUGAGUUGACAUACCCUUCUCAGUUAUUUGAAGUUAACGGAACAUCUGGGCAACUGACUUUGAAGAAAUCACUCCGAAACGACUUCGAUUUAGUGUACACAUUUGGAGUACGUGCAUAUGAUGCAGGCAGGCGGAAAAGAAUAUAUUUUGCAAAAGCCAAUGUAACUGUGAACGUGGUAAGAAAUACCAACGGACCUGUAUUUUUCCAACCACCAUACAACAAGGACGUACAUGAAACAUUCUCCGUAUGCCAAGAGUUGCUUAAGGUUGAUGCUACAGAUGCAGAUGGGGAUACAUUGGUGUACUCGCUUGCGGGUGAUCCUGGUGAUUUAUCAUACUUUGACAUCGAUCCUAACACAGGUGUUAUCAAACUAGCAAAAUCUCUCAUUGAUCCACCAAAAACACAAUUCAAGUUUGUCGUUGUGGCACGUGACCAGAGAUGUGUGAAUGAGAGGAACGGUACAACCAAUGUUUUAAUAAAUGUCAUCGUUGAUACUGCGCCGUCAUUCGUCAGUCCGACAACUGUUCCUCCUCUCAAUGAGACAGCUAAGCUUGGAGAUGUAGUUCACAUUCUUAAAGCGGACGACGCUGACCUAGGUGGAAACAUGAGAUAUAAACUUGUCGGCCGAUCACCGGCACCAUACAUGUUCAGUGUGCAUCCAACAACUGGUGUGAUUACUUUGUCACGUGACAUAAGAGGCAGUGGACUCGAAAGCUUUGGCAAUUACACCCUGGAGGUCGAGGCCUUUGACAGUUUAUUUCCCAACAAGAAAGCUACACAGAUGCUGAUGGUUAACAUAACCAUGCAUCCAGGUGAUCCAGAGUAUAAACACGAUGCCGGUUACCAUGUGAACAAGACCGCCCUCAGUAAUUUGCAUAAGCACUUGCUGACGAUAAGAAAAUUACUGAAACCUUUUGUAUUAGAUAAACAUACACCAACAUAGAAACACUGAUCACUUUGGAAAGGUCAGUGACAAAACACCACUGGGCAGCUUAGACAAGUUAAUUGUUCACCAAACCUCACUCUUAAACACAACCAUUCUUCCAAAGUUACAGUACUAAAGUGUAAUUAAAAGUUAUCCCAGCCAACUGAAUCGCUUACAUACGCAAUAGUAACAGAAUGCAUGAUACGUUUAUGUAUAGCACAAACUGAGUAGUCUUUAGAUUGUUUUAUAUUUGUGACGGGGCAAUCUAAACGAGUGGGGAUAUUGGCCAUAUGAACAAAAUUAUCUAAAUAUUUCCCAGGACCGCGGCAAAUUUGUUGGACUACAAACUGAGGUACAAGCAAGCUUGAACUAUAAACGCAUGUACUCCGUGCCUUUGAAGAAGAUGGCAACAUCAAUGGUCAGCAGACAGAUACAAAAGCGCUUAGUUCCGUUGGGCUUUAAGAACUGCCUGUCAUGGAGUCUUUCACCUGAUCCGUCAGACAAAAAGAAGAAAGCAUAGCAUACAACUGUUAACUUGUCGCAAAUACAUACUGAAAAGUUGCCUUUACCAAAACAUCGAAGUUUCUACGCUUCUCAAUGAUCUUAUAUAGAUGUAUUUCUUUUAUUCACCUACGCGAUUUGUAGUUUUCAUGAAUGUUCGUAUUUUGUUUAAAUUGGCUUUCAUAUAAAGCUAAACAAUAUCUGAUAAAUAUUUACUAUAAUCCAGGAUUCCAGAUCAUUUAAUUAGAUGUACUUUUGUUGUUUAUUUUAAUGCACUUGAACUUCCUCUGUAAUUAAUGUACUUACGAUGUUUUUGUCGAUGUAAAUGGAUCUUUCAUUGUAAUUACACGUACAUACGUUGUUUUUGUUGAUGUAAUUGGAUCUUUCAUUGUAAUUACAUGUACAUACGUUGUUUUUGUUGAUGUAAUUGGACCUUUCAUUGUAAUUACAUGUACAUACGUUGUUUCUGUUGAUGAAGGUUAAGCUUUCUCUGUAAUUACAUUUACUUAUGUUGUUUCUCUU